AUGUCUAUCUCCUUGAUGAUCUCCAAGCGUGCCCUCCAAUCCCCUGUUCUUCGAUCCAACUACCCGCAAAGGAUCUUUGUCUCUUCCUUCUCCACGACUCCCAAGUCGAACGACAUAGUCGGAAAGGUCCAAGAUGCCGCCCAAACAGUUAACAAGAAGGCCAGCGAGUUGGCGUCCAAAGGGAUGGAGAACCUCGAGGCUGCGUCCAACAAGGUGAAGCAGGCGACCAGUUCGGCCAGCAGCCAAGCGCGUAACGUCGCUGCCGAUGCUAAGAACGAGGCCAACAAGACUAAGGAGUCCGCCAAAGAUAUGGCCCAAGACGCGAAGAAGAAAGUCCAAGUUUAA
This is a messenger RNA of Puccinia graminis f. sp. tritici CRL 75-36-700-3, 345 nucleotides long. RefSeq lists its product as uncharacterized. The transcript has 3 exons. Lineage: Eukaryota; Fungi; Basidiomycota; Pucciniomycetes; Pucciniales; Pucciniaceae. The record is from RefSeq and is a predicted model, not a curated record. Bases 1 to 345 code for a protein of 114 amino acids.